GACGCAUUCAUUGUAUUCAGAUAUUAACUGUGCUGAGUGAACUCUUUCGACACUAUAUAUCUCUACCUGUCACCAUAAUAGCAAGAGUUGUAUAUGUCAGCAAGACUAAAAUAAGGUACACAUGUGUAUGUGGAGGUUUUCAGAUAAAGUAGGUCAAGUCUACUAGCGGACACAUCUAGCAAUUUAAGAGUGGCGCGUGGUUUAGUCAAGGAUCAGCUGACUUGGGCAUGCGGAAGAAGUAGCUUGAAUGACAAACGUGAAGUUGUGGAGAAAAGAAGCAAGAAAAAGUUCACAUAAAGUAUUUGGAUUAUACGUUGGAAGCGCACCUAAGUAGAAGACCGUUUUUAUUGCAACAUUCUGAACUGUCACAACAUUAUGGCAUACAACGAGUCAAUGGUCGUGGUCAGUGGAACGCAAGUUUCUUACAUUGGACACGACUGUGAGGACAUUCCAGGUUUUCUUGGAGAAAGAUUUGGGGGAUUUGCAAGAAGGUUGGAUCUCAGUUUCAACAGAUUAAGGUCACUGGUGGGGCUGAAUGCGUUCAGCGAGCUGGAGGAGCUGAUUGUGGACAACAAUCUUCUGGGAAAUGACCUCCAGUUACCCAGGUUACCCCACCUCCAUACCCUCACACUCAAUAAGAACCAACUCACUGAUAUCGAGGCUCUACUGGAGCAUUUGGCGGAAGUGGUGCCGGCGCUGGGGUACCUAAGCCUGCUGGGAAAUGAGGCCUGCCCCAAUCAGCUGGUGAGCUUGGACAAAGACGAGGGCGACUACCAGAGAUACAGAUACUUUGUGCUACACAAAAUGCCUAACCUGAAGUUCCUGGACACCAGGAAAGUGACCAAAAGAGAGCAGGCGGAAGCCCUGGCCCGGGGGGCCUUCAUGAAGGUGGUCAAGCCCAAGGGUGAAGAGGACUCCAGUGACAGGCCAGAAUGCCAUGCCACUCCUUACACACCUUUGCCCAGAGGAUCCAGAGAUGGCAAGAAUCACAAAGGAGUGUUUGCCAAGUGCCGUUAUGUCUACUACGGGAAGCACUCAGAAGGCAAUCGCUUCAUCCGCAAUGACCAGCUUUGACGGCGAGGCCAGCUCUGACACCUUGUUUUAAAUAGCCAUACAUACAUUCCCACAACUCUCCUUCUAAAUACCCAGAUUGCCAGUCGCAGUGGAGCACGCCAGCUGCCCCACACCACGCAGUCCUCCAGUGCUUUCUGCUGACCGCACCGGCCCUGUCAGCUCCGCUGCCACGUCUUCAUCUGAGCAGUCCCCGCCAGAUUGACAUGAUUGCCUUUAAGCAGAGUCCCCAGCACCACUACUGCCCCCCUACCCCGCCCCCCCCCCCCCCCCAUCCCUCCACUGGCCAGACUGACAGACAGCUCCGGCCAAGUGCCUGCGCUGACAGGAUGAGCGCCAUGAUGGAUUGCCUGGCCCAACCGCUGCUCGCCGUGGGUCAGGGGUCACACCUGAGGCUUCAUUGGGCAUGCGCCAGACGGGCAGGGCCACAGAGAGAGGCCACUCUCAAAGUCAAAGCUAAAGUUAAACCACUCCACACCGUACACACACACACACACACACAGGCAGCAGUGGUGGUGGGGAGUGCCUCUGCUUCACACAUUCCAGUUCCUGUAUGCAUAAUCAAUCUGGGCUUCUGAUGCCAGUGUGCUGGAUUUUGCCAAGUUUCUGUUUUCUGUUUUUGUAAAAUGUUUAUGGUUUCCUUACUGUUUGCUUACAUCUGUAACUGCUGAAUGCAAUCUAUGCACUUUCACAAUGAAAGAUAUUGAAGCAGGUCAUGCAGGCACUAGUUCUAGGCUUUUGAUGGAUUGUGUGGCAUAUGUUUUGAAAAGACAUUUGUAAAUAUAUGAAUCAGGUUUCAACUUUUGAUUGAGCUCUAAUUGUUACUAUUGUGAGAUGGGGAUAUAUGAUUUCUACAUUGCUAUUGAAUAUCUAUAAUGAAUUGAAACCAUGAGCAAACCAAGAUGUUACUGAUAAUGAUUAUUUUUAGGAAAUAUGUAAAAAAAAUCUUAUCUUUCUUUUUCAUAAUUGUAGUAACCAUUCUGGCUCUUUUGUAAACAUGCAGACCUCUGCCAGCAGCAUUGAUGUGUGUGUGUGUGUGUGUGAGUGUGAGUGUGUGUGUGUGUGUGUGUGUGUGUGUGUGAGGGUAAACACUGCUCGACACGAGAGGCAGCUUGUGGAGGAUCUGGCCUGUGUGGCUGGGUGCUGGUGGCCAGGCUGCUGGGAAGUGGUUGUGGAGGUGAGAGGCUGCUGGAAGUGGUUGUGGAGGUGAGAGGCUGCUGGAAAGUGGUUGUGGAGGUGAGAGGCCGCAGCCUGGCAGGGCGGCCCGAUCCGCAGAGCUGAUGCGGGGGAAGAGCCGUCCUCCACAGAGCCUGGAGGAAAGACUUAAUGAGGAGGACUUCCACAGCACGGAGCAGGAAGGUGAGGCAGAGCAUCCGCAUCAGCCGCUUUCAAUGGAGGUGGAGGAAGAGGAGGAGGAGGAAGAGUAGCAUGGGGGAGGACUGAGAGGACCAGGGAUGUGGAUGACUUUUAACAUUUCUCUUCUUUUCUGUUUUUUUUUAAUGCAUCAUUCCAUAACUUCAGCCGAUUUACUUUUCCAUAAACUUCCCAUCGAAAUGUGUUCCUUGGCUUUUGGCUAAUAAAAGAUAUAUGUUUCUUUACAUACCAGUUAGAAGAAUCUUCUGUGCUGUUGAUUGCUGAAAUAAGCCUGGAUUAUAAACCAAAGAACAAUAACCUAUAAAUUGCUCCGUUUAAUAAUUUAUCAUCAUAUCUGUCUACCUCUGUGCUUACAAUGUAAAUAGAGUAACAUUUUAAUAUGCACAUUUUACACAUUCAGUCCAGUAAUGGGGCAAGCCACUGUUGACUUUUCUUAUGCAUUAACUAUGACACAUUUGAACAUUUAGUUUGUCAUUGUAUGCACUCACUCCCAUUCCUGGUGUCAUACAUGUUUGUGUCAUUGUCGAAAUUAUGUGGAUUUUUUUUGUAUCUGUGCUGUGAAGUGACAAAAAUAAAUUUGAUGUCAAUUUAUUCAGUUAUGGUCAAUUUAUGGUGUCUUUU
Alosa sapidissima (American shad) is the source of this 3066-nucleotide messenger RNA. RefSeq names its product leucine rich melanocyte differentiation associated (gene lrmda). Gene Ontology annotation, molecular function: protein binding. Lineage: Eukaryota; Metazoa; Chordata; Actinopteri; Clupeiformes; Clupeidae. Gene Ontology annotation, biological process: melanocyte differentiation. The record is from RefSeq and is a predicted model, not a curated record. Bases 376 to 1074 code for a protein of 232 amino acids. The transcript has 7 exons.